This is a messenger RNA of Psilocybe cubensis, 2424 nucleotides long. RefSeq lists its product as uncharacterized. The record is from RefSeq and is a predicted model, not a curated record. NCBI's taxonomy places the organism in Eukaryota, Fungi, Basidiomycota, Agaricomycetes, Agaricales, Agrocybaceae. The transcript has 3 exons. The coding region runs from base 1 to 2424 and encodes 807 amino acids.
AUGUUUUUGAAUCCUGCCUUUCUGCUUCUCUCCCUCAUUACUUCCUCGUGUCUUUUUGCUAUUUCUAUUGUACUAUAUGCUAUCCGCCCCCGUCUUGAUGUCGAUUUUGCUACUCAGGUGGAAGAAUCUGUAGGGACCUUCUCAGAACUGGCUAUUGAUCUCGGCGUCUACUUCGUUCCCGAGACGUCAUCUAUUCCGCCUCAAUCACUCACAGCGAUACUUCCCAUUCUGCCUUCCUCUUUGCAUCGCACCGAAGAGCUCAUUCAACCGUUCCUCGAGCCCCAGGAACACGUCCUAGAGCUUGUUAUUGUGUGCCCUGACACGAUCGCGUCUUCCGUUCGGCGUGUUCUCCAAGACACAUUCUCCACUUUACAAUCAGAGGGACAUCCUGUAAUCUCGCUGCAUCCAUGGUCGGACUUGCAUGGGCCAUUUGCCUUUCUCAAAGCUGCUGCUGCUGCAACAACCGAAUGGGUCCUAAUCAUGGAUGACACUGGCCUCUCUGACCAGCUGGAAUACGACGCUUAUGUCCUCUUACAUCCCCCUGAUAUCAGCCUACCUUUUGGUCCCCAUGGGAAAGAGCUGAUAGCAAGCGAGGUACUCCAACUCUCUUCUUGGGGAGAAAUCGUGCCAGGAAAGUUUAUUCUCCCUCCCUUUGUCAUGCCUUCAAGUCUGUCACCAUUUAGCUUGGAAUAUGAGGGCCCUCCUAUUGACUGCAACACAUGGGCUGAUUUUGGUGAGUAUGUAGCCAGUCUUCAUCCUGAUCCUAUCGGAGGAAUCCUCUUCAAAGAGCCCACAUCGACGCAGUUGUCCUCGUUUUUUCUCUAUCCUGUCGAUAUGGACUUUCUGCCUGAUCAGCAUCUCGUGGAAUGGGAAGACCUGUCUAACGAUACAGACAUCACUCCUAAGUUCUUGCCUUAUCCUCUGGUCAAUAUUUCCGAAGCGAGCCCCCAACCUCGAUUCGUGUUGUUCUUGCCUACUCUAAAGGAUGUUGAAGACAUGCAAUCUUUUCUCUGCGCCAUGCAAGCAACUGAUCAAUGGCGAAUACAAAUCCUGGUAUACGACGAUGUGUUUCCAGAACUAGAUCAAGGCGAAUGGACUUCCGGGACCUUUGAGUUUAGUCAUUGUACUAUUGGAUAUGAGGUUCCUUCUGGAGAGAUUGCUAUAGCAUUAGGCGGCUCAAGCAGUACACCACUUCUUGACUGGCUUGGGGAUCUCAGUGUUCCCGUAGAUGUCGUUCUCUGCCUCAAGGAGGAGGAUGUAUUGGCCAACUACUUGUGCUCGCCGCAUAAAAAUUCUUUGUUGCAUUUAACAACCAUCAUAAAGAUUCCAAGAUCAGACUUGAACCAAAUGGAAUGGAUGUCUUCGCUUUCUCUGGAAGAGUGGAAAAAUUGGAAUAUACCUCGGGUUGACAUUACGGUUAUAACCAACGACCGUCCAGCCUCACUGAAACGACUGCUUGACUCCCUUCAAGCUGCCCGAUACUUUGGAGACACCAUGGACAUGCGCAUAAAUAUAGAUCAAAGCUGCGACGCGGAGACUCUGGAAAUCGCAGAGCACAUCAGAUGGCCGUUCGGAAGGGUGUUCUUACACCGCAGAAUCAUCCACGCAGGCCUCCUUCCCGCGAUCGUGGAAUCCUGGUAUCCACAUAACAAUGAUUCGUACGGCUUGCUCCUCGAGGAUGACGUGGAACUCUCCCCGUUGUUCUAUGCAUGGAUAAAAAUGGCCUUGCUGCGUUACAGGUAUGGUGUUCCUGACAAUAGAAGUCCUACUUUAUUUGGUAUUAGUCUUUACCAACAGAAAAAUCUCGAGUUACCGCUCGAAGGUCGUCAGCCGUUUAACCCACGCAUAUAUCUGGCCAAUGAAGGCAUAGAACACCCAACCAUUCCAUAUCUUUCCCAAGUUCCGUGCAGCUGGGGAGCAGUGUAUUUUCCCGAGCAUUGGCGAGAAUUUCACGAUUACCUCUCCAUCCGCCUGUCGGAAACUGUCAUGCCGCUCGAAGAAGAGGUCGUUCCCAAAGUACGAUCAAAUCAGUGGUCAAAAUCCUGGAAACGAUUUUUCAUCGAGCUGGUUUUUCUCAGAGGAUACGUGAUGCUAUAUCCCAACUACGAGGAUUUUGUGUCGCUUUCCACUAAUCAUUUAGAGGUCGGGUCUCACGUCAAAGAACGUUCACAGGAAAAGCGAGACCUCUUUGAUUUACCCUUGAUGGGACUCGAGGUUUCACAAGAACCGUCCAAGCUUCUCGAUAUGCCGGGCCACUCUCUCCCUCGCAUAAACAUGCUGCCAAUAUUGAACUUGACCGGAUAUCUCACGUCAUCCCUAGACAUUGUUCGAAGAGGAAAUUUACGACAAUCCGAUCUCGUACACUGCAAUAAUCCGUUUGAAUUGUAUAACAUUCGAUCUCUUAUGUGUAUCAACACGCUGUAG